UUUCCGUUAGAUUUAACACUUUUUUUUUUAUUGUUUUCUAACACCUUUUGUUGACGCCGUUUUUCGUCAACAGUGAAAGAAGAGCACGUAAACAAUAAUCAGUAAUGGGCAAUAAAAAUAUGAUAACACAAACACGGUUUUUUACGUGGUUCAGCAGUUAAAUCUGCCUAGUCCACGAGUCUUUGUUAUUAAACUAAAGAUGAUCUCUGAAAAUUCUUCAAGGAUGAAUUCUUCAGAGUUUUCUCUCAAGAUCACAAAAUUCGAUCCUUUUCAAUGGUGCAUGACCUCUCUAUUUAUAGAGAAGAUUUCAGAAUACUAUCCCACAUAUUUCGGGUAGUUACUCUAUAUUUGCAAAUAAAUUAAAUGGUAUUAAAUGCCUGCAAUCUGAUAUAAAAGGAAAUGUCCCCUGAAGACCAGGGGGCGUAUAACUAAUCAAAUAAUAUCCCUUGAUUGUAGGGGAUUUACAGUAAUAAAUGUAGACCACGUCUCUUAUAGAUGACUCAUUAGGAUAUUCAAAGUUAUUAUCCUAUAUCACCAAGGCCAUAUUCUCCCAGGUUUCUUACUGACUUUCGAGCUAUAACAUAUCCCGAGGCCACAUGACUUUGAGCUCGUACGCGCGUUAGGCUUGGAGCCCCUGAUCCGAGGUCAUCCUCGAGAACAGAUGCACCUCAGGGUCUACCUUUCGAGCUUGUGAGGAUUUCGAGGCUACCAUCUUCGAAGUCGUCUCUGUUUCGCAGGCUCGAUGUUUAGAUUUCGCACAUAUUCCAGACUUUACGAGUUCAUUCAUUAUGAAUCCAGCUUUCGAGAUCACAAUUCUCAUGGCUCGAAAUCUGGGUAUAACAUCUUGCCCCCUCAAAAGUAUUCGUUCGAAUUCUAUGAGAAGGAAACUUUUGAACUACUUUCUUCGGGAACUGUACCGUCACAUACUUGAGAAUGGACACGUGUCAGUUGGGUAUUGCCCAUUCAGGGUACUCGAGUACCUUGGAAAUCUGCCCACGAUCAUUCGUCUGCCACCUUUUUGGUACCAUCAUAUCAGUAAUCCCUACCCGUUGGAUCUUGCAAGGGUAUUAUUCAAUGUCCCAGAUUAAUCCCCUUUUUCUAUCUAUAUAUAAGACCCCAUUCAUCAUCUUCCUUUUAUUUUUUCGCUCAUCAGAAGAAGGAACAAAAACAAAACCAGAAACUCUCUCUGAAAACUCCUUGCUUGUGCAUGUUCUCUCAGCCGAAGAAGCAAAGGACCACCGGUUUGUUCGAGAUCGUAAGCUCAUACCUGCAGCCUCUCCUUCAAUCAACGAUUUCUCUGCAAUCGCCAUUAUUGUGUAAGUGUCCAAUUCUUUAUUUUCCCUUAUGCCAGUUUCUGUCCAUAUUGUUCUUGUUAUUUCUUGGAGUGCGCUGAUAUAUUUCCUUAGUAUUGUAUGCUAGGAAAUUUUUGAUCUAUAGGCUUCUACGUUUACGUUCCCAUACUAGGCUUAAAUCUCUGGUUUCAAAUCCAGUUUUUGUGUAGAAUAAGGUUUCUUUUUUCUAGGCUUCAAAAUUUUAAAGGACAUAUCUUGCACACCAAGAUAUCGGGUAUAAAACCUUGGUUUUAAAGAACUCACGAUACCCAAGAUUACCUUUUCUGGAUAACCACCACCCUUUUUCCCAUGAUUUUCGGGAUUUUCAAAAAAAAAUUUGUCCACUCUCCCCCUUUUUCUCGUGGAAUACACGUUCUGACUCUUUAAUAAGGGUCUUAGUUUCGAACUCGCUUCGUUCUUAAGCUCCGAGCUUGUCUUGUCAAGCUCGUAACCUUUGAACUCUUGCAUGCAUGGCCCUCACCAUUUUUUAUUUCUCGCUAGAUGUCACAGAAUCUGGAAAGACGGUGGGGGUCGUGGCUGGCAAUCCCUUACUCGCCCGAAACCCCGAGCCCGGAGUCACUGUUUGCUCGAAAUCAACAUCGAAUUCGCGAGUACAAUCUCGCGCGCGAACAAGAGGAGAUUCGAGCUCAUUAUCGCCGCCAAAUUGACGAGGUCAUAGAGAAGAAAAGGAGAACUCUUCGAGAGGCAAUUUAUCCAGAGUCCAAUUCAGGGCCCAGGCCGAUCCCGCUCGACCCUAAAUUGAAAGUGACCGUUGCGUACGGUCCGGGAGAGCUCCAAUUUUCACUCAUGGGGGAGCCUUCUACCUCGCAACCGAGGAGAGAAAUAUUUGAGGCCGAGCAUUAUUGGAGCUCGGUUACCUCAACAAAUCAGAUAACUGAUAUUCUGGCCUUCCAUGGCCUCAGGUUGUCAAGCUCCUUGAGAUGUCGAGCUUCGACCGCUAGCGAACGAAGCUGCUAUGCCCCAGGGACUGGAAACCCUGACAACAGGCUGAGGUACGCGGCAUGGAGUCAGGAACACAUGAAGGCAGGAGCGCUACUGCCUUUGAAGUCUUUUUUCAAGGACUUCACGGAUUUUGUGGGGUUGGCUCCGUUCCACCUCAACACCAAUUCUUACAGGGUUCUGUCUGCCCUGAGGUCAUUAUACCACGAGCUGAAGUGGACGGGACCUUCGCCGCAUGAGAUUUUAUACCUCUUCUGUCUGAAAAGCAAUCCCUCCCGAGCUCGGGGAGGAUAUGGCUUUUACUACCUUUCGAGCUAUCCCAAAGAGAAGAAGGUGUUUGAGGAUCUCCUUAAUCAUCCUCCUAAUUUUAAAAAAGCCUUCUUCUGGACAGAUGGCUUGUCUCCGUCUCGAUGCUACUCAUUCAAACGGAUUCGUAAGUAUUCCAACCUUCUUUAUCUCUGUGCUCAGGAUUUUAUUUGUAAAAUCCGUACUUAGUUGAAAUGUGUCUUGCUUUCCAGCCAAUUUUCACCGUCCUACUCCCGACAAGGCAAUGAAGGGGCAUAGGGAGACUCUGCUCCAACUCCCUUACGGCAAGAGGUCUCUCUCGUACCUUUUACAUGAGAAUAAGCUCCGAGAUUGCGGGCUUUUGGGAGAUGGCCAGUCCACCUCGGACUGGUCCAAUAAAAAGUAUGAUCAUUGGGAGGAGGUGCCUUUGCCCACAGGCGUCCUCCCUCCAAGGAGAGAGGCGAGGCCUCCACCCCCAGCUCGUCAAAGAAGCCCGCCAUCGGGGAACAAGGCUAACGAUGAAGCCUCGAGUUCAGACUCGGAUGAUCAAGGUAAAGUCAUCCUUAGCUCGAGAAUGUGGUCCCCCACCUUAUUAACAUACAAACCCGAUAGGUUAGUCUUGUGCCCAGACGAUAGGGACCACUUCUAUAUUUGGACUUGGGUAGAUGACCGAGUUCAUAGGUUUGAUAGUUGGCUCAGGAAGUAUGACACCAUGUAUAGCCUGAACGAGGUGUGGGAUGGGAUAGCCGUCCAAUAUGGGACAAGUGACUAUAGGGAACUUUCGAGGUUGACGUCCACCUAUAGGGAAGGCACUCCCCCCGCCUCUUUUGAAGAUGGGGGAAUUUCGUGGUCCCCGAGCUCUAGUUUGGGGGAGAGUUCCAGUGCCAUGGAUCCCGACCUUGACGCUGUGUUUUUUAGUGAUGAGAGAGCUGGAGCUCAGAAGAGUAAGCGCCCGAGAGCCUCGCGGAGGUCCGACCGACCAUCCAAGGUCCCCAGACGCUCCAAGAAAACCCCAACAGCUCAGGCUACUGCGAGCACAACCGAGGAGCCGAUCGUCCAGGUUGAUGCAUUUGGUUCAACCGCGCCCAUCUUGCUUCCUCCAACCGAUACUCAAAUAACAGUCGGCCGGCCUCCGAAGAAGCCUUCCGUCUCCAAGGUCCUACUGCCGAUGGCCCGACCUCAUGUUGAGGAGUUCGUGCUUGACGGUGCUGUUGGGACCCAAGGGGCUGUACUUAGCUCGGACGUCCUCUCUCGAGUGGGUCAGAGUUUUUCAGGCUUCGGCGCCGACCAUUGGGACCUUGUGCACAAGGCCUCAGACUGUAAUACUCUUUAUGAUAAGAGUAUUGAACUUACUGCCGCGGCCCUUGUCGUUUCAGCACAACUUAAUUAUAAGCUGACCAACGAGGUGCACAUAAGUAUGUCUCUGGCCCAAGAGUCGAGGGAUCUCCAGCUUAAGAUGGCUGAUGAACUCAAGGACUCGAAGACCGAACUCGAGAAUGUGAAGACCCGUCUCGCGGAGCUGGAGAAGAUGAAAGCCGAGCUUGAACAGGCGAAGACUCUUCUUGCUGAGCUGGAGAAGGCUAAUGCUAAGCUCAAGGAGGAGAAAGCUGCUACUUUCGACAUCAUGGAAAGCGAGAAGGCCCGCCUCCUGGACGAGUUCAAAGAGCAGAAGGAGAAGGCGGUCGACCAGGCCUUGUACAAAAUUUGGGUUGACAAUGCCGACCUCAAUACCAGCUUCCUGGGUCCUCUCGAGGCCAAGUAUGUAGAGCGGUGGAAUGCCCGUCUUGAAGCGAGUGAAGCUGCUCGAGAGGCUGCUCAGAAGGAUAGUCAUGCUAUUCGUCCUGGGGGGUCUAGUGCCGUUGCCGCUGGAAAAGCCAAGGGAACUGCUCCUUCCUGAUCCUCACCUCGGGGCUGCGUCCCUUUAUUCUUUGUAAUAUUUAAUUUAUGCCCGUAGGGCUGAUACAAUUUCUUUUUAUAUUAACUUAUAUAUGCUUUACAUUUCCUGGCUCGAAAUAUUUUGCA
Molecule: messenger RNA, 4598 nt
Organism: Humulus lupulus (European hop)
Lineage: Eukaryota; Viridiplantae; Streptophyta; Magnoliopsida; Rosales; Cannabaceae
Exons: 3
Coding region: 2842-4473 (543 amino acids)
Source: RefSeq, a predicted model, not a curated record